GGCAACGCGAGACAUCCGCGCAUCUUUUUUUUCCUACAUUUUUCUUAUUGUACAAAUUGUUUUUCUUAGGAGUUAUGGCAAAAGUAACCAAUAAAUUGCUGAAAAACACAUGCAGGGUGUGCGGCAAAUACGCUAGCUUCAAAAAAUCGUUCAAGAUAUUUGACAAGGCCAACAAAAAAUUGCUAGGCAAUAUAGAAGCGCUUACGGGCCUGCGGUUGGAAAGCUAUAUGAGCUUGCCGGAACUAAUGUGCGAGUGCUGCAACAUCGAAUUGACAAGUGCCAUCAGAUUCCGGGACAGGUGUAUCGGGGCACAGCGUGAACUCCUGGAGGGACUAACCAAACAGCAACUUGAGCAAAUACCUGAGAAAUACAAGUCUGCAAUAUUGGGCAUUGAUGCAUCACCACCGCCAGAUAAGAACAAUGAACAACAAGGUGAAACCGAGUCGGAUCCUGAAGCGGAUCCUCCAGCUGAACAUGAAAUGGAAUCUGAUGCUCAUCCAACAGAGGAGGAGUUUUUAAAAUUUGAACCAGAAAGUAGUGGAACUAUUACGAAAGUCAAAUAUGAAAUUGGCCAUGACAUUACUGAAUUUAUCGAGGCUGACGACGGUGAUGAAGGCACGAUAGUUGAAGAGGCUCAAUACGAAUGUCUCUUACCCGAUGAUGAUGGAAAUGUGAAACUUGAGGAAAUGUCUGACCAAUUUAUCGGACCCGAUCCCACUGAAGCAUAUUUGUACGAUUCCGAUGACGAGGUGGCUGUCUUGGACAAUGUGUUGGACGAUGAGUAUGAACAUGAGAAUGUUGUGAAAAAGUCUAGCCUGCCACCAAAGCCAAAGAUAAAGCCAGAUGAUCCACGUCGACGAGGAGCUGGUGGUGUAUACAUUUGCGAUCAGUGCGGCAAUCACAUUAAGGGACGGAUGGCCUUCGAGUUGCAUUGUCGUCGACAUCGCGGCGAAAAGGAUUUCCAGUGCGAAAUCUGUGACAAAUGCUUUUGUACCACUUCGGAGCUUAAGCGCCACAUGCGCAAGCAUACCGGAGAGCGUCCUUUUGCCUGCCAGCACUGUGGACGCUGCUUCUCCGACUACACGACACGAGUCAAGCACGAGCGCACCCACACCAAUGAGCGACCCUAUGCCUGUGGCACUUGCGGAAAAGCUUUCACAACCGGCUAUAUUCUGAAAAACCAUAUGCUUACACAUUCCGGCUUACGCUCCUACAGAUGUGAACUGUGCGAUAAGUCGUUUAUGCUCCCCACUCAUCUCAGCACACAUAUGCGUACCGGGGUUCAUAAGCGUACUGUCGAAAAGUAUCAAUUGAAGCAGCAAAUGCAGCACGAUCCGGCUCUUCAGCUUAAACUAGAAAUGGACGAAGAAAGUUUGCACAUUCAAGAUUGAGAAUUAAUUUUUUAUAUACAUAAUAAGUUCAACACUACCAAAUAAGAGAUUGCAGCAUACUUAUUAUACGUCUAUAUAUAUUAGAUAAAAUAAAAGAAUUUAAACAUA
Drosophila innubila is the source of this 1499-nucleotide messenger RNA. It is a transcript of the gene M1BP, whose product is annotated as transcription factor Ouib. Gene Ontology annotation, biological process: regulation of transcription by RNA polymerase II. The transcript has 4 exons. The record is from RefSeq and is a predicted model, not a curated record. Gene Ontology annotation, molecular function: RNA polymerase II cis-regulatory region sequence-specific DNA binding; zinc ion binding; DNA-binding transcription factor activity. Bases 75 to 1391 code for a protein of 438 amino acids. NCBI's taxonomy places the organism in Eukaryota, Metazoa, Arthropoda, Insecta, Diptera, Drosophilidae. Gene Ontology annotation, cellular component: nucleus.